CGCAACGGAGUGCUUUCAACCAAUUCCCGCCUACAUCUUGCACAUACUGAAAAGAUGCAGGUGUCACAGUACUUCGGUAUCGCUGCAGUCGUCGUCCUCUUCGUUUAUAUCAUCGCCAAGAUAUUUCAAGGAAAAGAAAAGAGGCGAUCUGCAAGGCCUGGAACGGUAGUUCUACACCAGUUUCCUCCUUCCGAGCUCUGUGUUUCGGGGGGCUCUCCGCCAUGUUUGAAGUUGGAAACUUUCCUCCGCAUGACAAAGAUCCCGUACGAAAAUGAAUACAGUUUUAAAUUCUCCAAAAAAGGCAAAAUGCCGUGGAUUGAGUUCAACGGGCGCGACACAGCAGACUCUAAUUUUUGUAUUCGGUUCCUGACGAAAGAGUUCAAAAUUGACAUCGAUUCUCACUUGAAUUCCGAUCAAAAAGCUAUCGCGCACUCUGUUCGAACUAUGUUGGAGGAAAAUACCUACUGGGCCCUUGUGCACUAUCGAUUCUUUACUCCCAGCUAUGCUGAGAAAGAUCGCGAGAUAUUGUUUGGUCAUCUUAUCAUGCCGAUCAAGUAUCUUUUAUACUAUAUGAUCCAGCGAAGGGUCAAGAGGGAUUUAUGGUCGCACGGAAUGGGUCGACACUCGGAGCAGGAGCUCUAUGGAAUAGCAGAAAGGGAUCUUCUUGCUGUGUCAGAAAUUUUGGGGCAGAAGAAGUUCCUGUUUGGUGAAAAACCUUGCCUUGCUGACGCUGCAGUAUUCGCUUUUGUCUGUGGAGCAACCUGGGAUUGUCCACAAAGUCCUUUUGCCGAGCUCACGGCCAAGGCUAAAGCUCAGAAUCUUCAGAGACACGCUCAGCGAAUGAAGGAGCUGUAUUUUCCAGACUGGGAUGAUAUCAUUUCAAAGAAACCUAAGUCUGCCUGAAGCUAGAAGUUUCCGUAAUCUCACGACCUUCUUAGUUACGUUUUAUGAUACAUUCCCGUGCCUUCUUCGCUUUGUUUUUCUGUUUUCGAUACCGUAAAGAAACAAUAUUGAGAGUAAUCUUGAAUACUAACCUACUACGGCAUUCGUCUCUUUUU
Pocillopora verrucosa is the source of this 1058-nucleotide messenger RNA. RefSeq names its product failed axon connections homolog. Gene Ontology annotation, cellular component: cytoplasm. The record is from RefSeq and is a predicted model, not a curated record. Lineage: Eukaryota; Metazoa; Cnidaria; Anthozoa; Scleractinia; Pocilloporidae.